CCAAAGCAUUAUGGUUCUUAGCAGCGUUAAAUCUAGGGUUUCCUCCGCCGCUCGUCAGCCUUUCAGCCGCCGCGCCUGCACUCCUUCAAAUGGCUAAGAGAACCAAGAAGGUCGGUAUCGUGGGGAAAUAUGGCACCCGGUACGGUGCUAGUUUGAGGAAGCAGAUCAAGAAGAUGGAAGUCAGCCAGCACUCAAAGUUUUUCUGCGAGUUCUGCGGGAAGUAUGCCGUAAAGAGGAAGGCCGUUGGCAUUUGGGGCUGCAAGGACUGCGGCAAAGUGAAAGCUGGUGGUGCCUACACAUUGAACACUGCUAGUGCCGUGACGGUUAGGAGCACCAUCAGAAGGCUCAGGGAGCAGACUGAGAGUUAGAUUUGGCGAAAUUUGUCAUUUUGUUCGAUUUAAAUCGGUACCUGUUUUUACUUCUAUAAUGCUCUAUCUUUACUUAACAGCAAGUAUUUAUUACAUUAUGCAUGUUUUUGAUCAAUGAAUGAAUGAAUCUCCCAACUUAUUUGAGUUUA
Molecule: messenger RNA, 517 nt
Organism: Andrographis paniculata
Lineage: Eukaryota; Viridiplantae; Streptophyta; Magnoliopsida; Lamiales; Acanthaceae
Product: 60S ribosomal protein L37a
Exons: 5
Coding region: 90-368 (92 amino acids)
Biological process (GO): translation
Cellular component (GO): ribosome
Molecular function (GO): structural constituent of ribosome
Source: RefSeq, a predicted model, not a curated record